AUUGUAUUCAUCGCCAAAACAUAAAUCACAAACUCAAUCAUCACUCACUCUCUCUCUAAAACUCAUCAAUGGCGAAACGAAGCUCAUCUCUCCUCUCUCUCUCCUCAUUCUUCGUCCCUCGAGGCGGCGACUCUCUCUUCUACCUCAUCGCCCUCCUCUCCCUCCUCUCUCUCCUCAUCCACCGCCUCUCUCUCUCCUCCGUCUCCGCCGCCCACUUCGAAGGCUUCGACGCCGACGACGACGAUGAAGUCAUCGAAUCCUCCAUCUCCGAUCUCCCCGUACGAUCUCAUCCACCGCCUUCGACCACUCUGACUUCACUCUCCGAUCACGAAUCUCAUCACGGACCUCCGAUCUCGGCAGUCGAAUCGGAGACGCAAGCUCCGCCGUCCGAUCUGGCGGCGUCUAAACCCUUGCAGACGUCGUUUGAGUAUUGGGAUGAAGAUGAGUUCGAAGGCUUGCCUGAGAAGACGCAAAUGCCCUCGGAAGCUGAUGAAUUUACGGAGACUGCCACUGAGGUUGAAAAGGAGCAAGUUAAACCCAAGGAGAGUGUUAAAAGAGGUUUAAGUUAUUAUACAAUCGAGAUUAUUUGCGUUGCUUUCUUAAUUAUGUUUUUGAUCAAUUAUUUCACUGGAAAAAAAGAGAAUGAGAAUAUUGCAUUGGCUUGGGCCACUACUUUCGCCACCAAAAACUCGAUCUUUGAGAAGAAUUUUAGUUUGUUAGGUGUUGGGGAAGGCGAUGACUCACCCUUGUUGUUGAAAGAAGGGCAGAAUGUGUUCAAGUUUUACGCGAGUGGUCGGAGGUUUUGUCAGGGGUUGUUGGCUACCAUUGAGCUCAAGAGUAGACAUGAUUUGGUAUCUAGGUUGUACAAUAUGGUUGUGCCGUGUAAGGAUGAGAUUAGUUUUGAGAUUUAUAUGAAUGAUGAUGCGAUGGAUAAUGUGAUUUUUGCUAUGGCUAAGAAGAAGGCGGCUAAAAGUAUGCAGAAAGAGGAGAGGGAUUUACAGAGGUUUGCUAAUAUGGUUUCACCACCAAGUAAUAGGAAGUGGGUUGUGGAGGAGUUGGCAGCUGUUUCCGAGUCUAAGGAAGUUGCGGGCGAUAUGAUAACGGAUGUUGUGCUUGAGCAGGUCUUUGGUGAGAAAGCAUUUGAAAAAUUUGGGAGAAACUUCAUCUCAAUGCAUUUCUCUGAUCAAUACCCAGGCUCACAUAAGAAAAUUUUGAUGUUCAAGUUUGCUAUCCCUGAUAUCAAACAUAUGGGUGACAUGACAAGAUUGGUGGCUCUUGUGCCGUAUUACAUUGAUCUAAUUGGUCGUUACAAGCUUAGUUCACAGGCUCGUUCUAAAACAGAAGUGGCAAGGAACAAACUUGCUCAAGAAGUAUAUAGAGAACUUCAAUAUGCUAGGCAAGAAGAGUUGCAGAAAAAGAAAGCUGAUCGUAGAAAGAUACUGGAGGAGGCUGAGGCAAAGCUCAAUGCAGAGGCUCUUCGCAAGAAAGAAGCAAAAGAGCGUGCUCGCCAGUUGAAGAAGUCGAUGCCAAAAGUGAAGAUGACCCGAGCUCACUGAAAUUAAAGAAGCACAAGUGCCAUUCCUCAUGCUAGUUUGCUUUCCAGUUGGUCUCUUAAUACUGUAUUUGACAAUGUACUGUAGACAUGAUGACCAAAAAAUCUCAAAGACAAUUCUGAGGAUGCAGUUUAAGUAGCUGCAAUCUAGAAUGUUGGAACAUAUGUAGCUAGCCACUUGUAGGCAUUAGCAAAUUCUGUUGCUACUUCUUCACUAAUAUUUGAGCAAAAUCCCAGGAUGCGUAAUAUUGUGAAGUCUGCUUUUAGCAAAAUCGGCCGUGUAAACUUCCAGGUGCUGUAUUUUUGUGGACUACGUUCUGUUUUGGAAUAUGUUUACAUUCACACAGUUGAACAUUCAGAGUUAAAUAGGUGAAUUUCAUUUCUAUUCAA
Messenger RNA from Daucus carota subsp. sativus, 1942 nucleotides. RefSeq lists its product as uncharacterized. The coding region runs from base 69 to 1556 and encodes 495 amino acids. Gene Ontology annotation, biological process: endoplasmic reticulum calcium ion homeostasis. The transcript has 3 exons. Gene Ontology annotation, cellular component: endoplasmic reticulum. NCBI's taxonomy places the organism in Eukaryota, Viridiplantae, Streptophyta, Magnoliopsida, Apiales, Apiaceae. Gene Ontology annotation, molecular function: calcium ion binding. The record is from RefSeq and is a predicted model, not a curated record.